GGAGACGCCCCCCCCACACCUCCAGGCGAGCCCGGUGUCUGCAAACCGCGGGCGGGCGGGCGAGCGAACGAGAGGAAGCAACAAAGACAAGCUGCAGCUGGGGCUGGCGAGAGGGGCCACGGCCGCUGGGCUCCCGGCGCGGGCGGAGAGGGCGCCCUGGGAGCGGCGCGGGCCGCGCUGCAGCCGUGAUCAGGGCCCCGAGGGGAGGCGCAGCGCCGCCCGCCGGACGCGGCGAGCACAGACCCUGGAGAGGAUGCGUCGCCUGAGCGCUCGCGCUGCCCCAGUCCUGUGCGGGCUGGACCCCUGCUGAGCGGAGAAAACCCCCAACUUCGGACGGCGCGAGCUGGCACCCGGAUAGCCCUCACCGACAGCGCUUCUUCCCACCCGGAAAGAGACAUAGGCCCCCGAGGGGGGCUUCCUCAGGCAGCCUCUGCCACCCCUGCAUGGCUGCGACCCGCCGAGCGGAGCGUCGUGGUCGCUGAGACCUGGUGCCCUUCGACGGCCUGGCUGAUCCGGGACCCUGCCGCAGAGUGCGCCCCACCAGGGCCCCCCAGCUCUGCCAUGCUGGCCUGUCUGCAGAGGACCCAGAACCCGCCGGGCCAACGCCUGGCCUGCCCGAGCAAGAGCCUGGAGCUGCGCAAGUGCGAGGCGGUGGCCAGCUCCAUGCAUUCCUCCCGCUACCCGAGCCCGGCCGAGCUGGAUGCCUACGCCGAGAAGGUGGCCAACAGCCCGCUGUCCAUCAAGAUCUUCCCCACCAACAUCCGCGUGCCCCAGCACAAGCACCUCGGCCGCACCGUCAACGGCUAUGACACCAGUGGCCAGCGCUACAGCCCCUACCCGCAGCACUCCACCGGCUACCAGGGCCUGUUGGCCAUCGUCAAGGCUGCGGUCUCCUCCUCCAGUGUGGCCGCACCCGCUGGGCCCACCAAAAGCGUGCUCAAGAGCGCCGAGGGCAAGCGGACCAAACUGUCGCCGGCCGCCGUGCAGGUGGGCAUCGCGCCCUACCCGGCGCCCAGCACUCUGGGGCCCUUGGCCUACCCCAAGCCGCCCGAGGCGCCUGCCCCGCCACCCAGCCUGCCCGCAGCUGCCACUGCCGCCUCUGUCAUCCCCCUGCCGGGCCGGGGCCUGCCCCUGCCGCCUUCCAACCUGCCCUCCAUCCACAGCAUCCUCUACCAGCUCAACCAGCAGUGCCAGGCCCCAGGCGCCGCACCCGCUGCCUGCCAGGGCGUGGCCGUUCCCCACCCCAGCCCGGCCAAGCACGGCCCGGUGCCCAGCUUCCCCAGCAUGGCCUACUCGGCCGCUGCCGGUCUGCCCGACUGCCGAAAAGGCACCGAGCUGGGCCACGGAGCCACCCCAGCCUUGACACUCGCCGGGGCCGCCAAGCCUGCAGGGUACGCAGACGCCGGCCUGGAUUACCUGCUGUGGCCACAGAAGCCACCCCCGCCGCCGCCCCAGCCACUGCGUGCCUACAGCAGUAGCACGGUGGCCAGCAAGUCCCCUGAGGCUUGCGGGGCCCGGGCGUACGAGUGGGCCAGUGGGUCGCCCCUCAACUGCGGUGUGGGGCUGCCCGCCAGCUUCACCGUGGGCCAGUACUUCGCUGCACCCUGGAACAGCGUGCUGGUGACCCCCACUAGCGACUGCUACAACCCGGCGGCGGCCGUGGCGGUCACCGAGCUGGGGCCUGGGGCAUCCCGGGAGCUGGCUGGGCCUCCCGCGGACGCCCUGUCGGGCCUGCCCAGCAAGAGCAUGUGCAACACGUCGGUGCUGAGCAGCAGCCUGCAGUCGCUGGAGUAUCUCAUCAACGACAUCCGGCCGCCCUGCAUCAAGGAGCAGAUGCUGGGCAAGGGCUACGAGACGGUGGCUGUGCCCCGGCUGCUCGACCACCAGCACGCCCACAUCCGCCUGCCCGUCUACAGAUAAGGUCUGCCCAGCGGACACGCGGGUGGACGGACAGGGCGCUGCAGGGGGAGGCAGGCCGCAGAACAGGGUGAGCGGCUCGCGGGGGCGCCCCGCCCUGCCCUGUGCUUGCCGAUGCCCACAGGGAAGCCGGGCUGGCCUCUGCCUCGUCACUGCCGGUUGGGGGGUGGCAGGGUGACCUCAAGCACCAAGGCUCUGUCCCACCAUCAGCUGCCCCAGGACACGGGGAGGGCCCCGGGGCAUCUGCUGACGUCCACGCCUUCCUCCAUCAAAGCUGGCGGAGGCAGGGAGAGAGAAACCACUUAAAAACAGGAAUGGUUCUUUCCGGGUCUCCUGGGAGAGGGGCUCAGGCCAGGGUGGGAUGCAGGAGGAAGUGGGACACUCCAGAGUCAGGGUGAGGGUCAGAGCAGCCCCCAGGGGUCAGGUGGCUGAGUUUUCCCACAUGAGCUCCCAGUCCCCUAGAAAAGGAGCAAAGAAAGGGGGCCUAUAGGAAGUCACUGGGCCCAGAGUGUCCCCCAACCAACCAAUCCAGGUGAAGACCACUCCGGUAGAGGCCCCAGGGACUACUGAUUCCGCUUUCCUCCCACCCUCCACCCCCACCAUUCCUUCCUAACCCAUCCCUGUUCUCCAAACCCUGGACUACCGUCUUCCCCCUUCCCUCUAAUAUAUCUUACAGGGCUGCUGGGCACAGUUGUGCAGGCUGUGCACUGCACAAGUGCACCUCAUCCAAGGAGACACCACUUGCAUCCUAAACUUGUAUAUUUAUUACAAUUUUCCGCAUUUUGAGGAAGGAGCACCAUUUUCCUAUUCGCACAAAGGCGCCAUAGGAGCUAACAAAGGGCCUGCAAUCUUAGACCCCAUUCAGAGGGACCCUAACUUGCCUUCUUCGGGGGGUCUCCUGGGAGCCAGUGAGGGGGCAACCUACUGGUUUUAACAGGGAGACCCAAUCCAACUCCGUUCCUGCAAACGACCCUCCAAGGCCUGUCCCACACCAUCGAGGAGGGGAAGGUAGGCAGGAGUCCACCCUUCCAUCAAGUCCGCAAGGCCCCGAGUCCCCAAGCCCCGGCCCCUCUGGCGCUCCAGAAGCGGUACUGUAUCUCUCUCCAAGGCCUGUUCGAGCACUAAGUGCAUUUACAAAUCUCUGAGAAUGUUUUUUUUUUAUACUAAAAUUGACCAUUAUAUUCUACUGUGAGAAGUGCAGUCUGCACUAUAUUGUUUUAAAAACGAAGAGAAAGAAAAAAAAAGGAAAACACAGAUGGUGUCUCA
Messenger RNA from Propithecus coquereli (Coquerel's sifaka), 3183 nucleotides. RefSeq names its product family with sequence similarity 222, member A (gene FAM222A). The coding region runs from base 562 to 1920 and encodes 452 amino acids. Lineage: Eukaryota; Metazoa; Chordata; Mammalia; Primates; Indriidae. The record is from RefSeq and is a predicted model, not a curated record. The transcript has 3 exons.